AUGAUACAAUAUGACCAUUCUUCAGAUGUGAGUGUGGCUCGGAUGAUAUUUGUAGAUUUGAUUCAAUGGUCAGAGUAUGACCAAGAAGAUUCACACAUUUUCAAGUUUUAUAAAAAGAUGUCUUCUCGGAGAUGUUCUUUUUCAUUUGAAUUUAAACCAGUGGGACAAUUGUUACAGGAAGAUGAAUAUUCGUCGUUUUCAAUGCAUAAUAAUAAUUUUAUGAAUAAUCAUGAUGAUGAAAACAAUUUUCCUCAUUUUCGUGGGCCUUCUGAUAUCAAAAUUUGUCAUAAUCACUCUCUGAUUAUUGUGAGCGAUUCCGAGAAUAAGCGAUUGAUCUUUUUUGACUUGCAUUUUAAAACGUAUAAAUUUAGCAUGCGGUUACAGACAAAUCCUCCUUGUUGUUUCGAUAUUGAGGAGAAUUUUAAUGGAAACGAUUCAAUCAUUAUGGCCUCUGUGAAUCAUUGUGUUUACAAAUAUCAUUUGAAGCAUGUACAUACGUCUUUGAAGAAUGUUCCUAACACAUCUCCUUUUGAAAAUAAGAGUGCCAUUUUAUUCAAGAAAGGCCAGCAUGGAUUUGUGGGACAUUAUUUUAGAAAAUUAUUGGGCGGACCCAAUACUUUGUAUCCACUGAAAAAAGACGACUCCUUAAUAUUUGUCUUGGAUGAUGGGAAUGGCAGAAUUCGAAUACUGAACUCAAGAGAUGGAAUGAUAUUAAGAAGCAUUUCAUUGAUGGACAAUAUUUCAGUCAAUUUUGAUCGAGUGAGCUUAACUUUUUCAAAUGAAAGAUGUAUUGUGAGUGGUCGAAAUCAAUUUUUAAUGGCCAUUGAAUUGGAUGAUUCUUUCUUUACCUCUGUGAACAGUAUUAAGCAAUCUAUGGAUACGAUGAGCCCAGUUUCGGCCAUGUGUGAAAUGAAAAACUCUCAAAUUAUCUUGCUACGAGAAUAUAAUGAUACCAAUCGUUUGACACAAAUGGAUACCACACAUUGCGAAAUCAUUGCUGACAAGCACUUUAAACCUUGGAACUGGUCACAUUCGGUUCGUGCCAUGUGUUUCAACGAGUUCACAGGAGAAUUAUUCAUUCUCACCAACAAGAAUGUUGAUAUUUACAAAUAA
This is a messenger RNA of Naegleria lovaniensis, 1113 nucleotides long. RefSeq lists its product as uncharacterized. The record is from RefSeq and is a predicted model, not a curated record. The coding region runs from base 1 to 1113 and encodes 370 amino acids. NCBI's taxonomy places the organism in Eukaryota, Heterolobosea, Eutetramitea, Acrasida, Naegleriidae. The transcript is spliced from 2 exons.